AUGGCCUCUCGCCCAACCGUCUCCAUCGCUUCGGCGGAUGGUAAGCCCAGCGGCUCUACCCACCCGCUCCCUACUGUCUUCCUUGCGCCUAUCCGUCCCGAUAUUGUCCAGUCCGUACACACUGGUAUCGCAAAGAACAAGAGACAGCCAUAUGCCGUGAGCGAGAAGGCCGGUGAACAGACUUCCGCCGAGUCCUGGGGUACCGGUCGUGCUGUUGCCCGUAUCCCCCGUGUCUCUGGUGGUGGUACUCACCGUGCUGGUCAGGCUGCUUUCGGUAACAUGUGUCGAUCUGGACGAAUGUUUGCUCCCACCAAGGUCUGGCGCAAGUGGCACCAGAAGGUCAACGUUGGCCAGAGACGAUUUGCUACCGCCUCCGCCCUUGCUGCCUCUUCCGUCCCAGCUCUCCUCUUCGCCCGUGGCCACCGUGUCGAGAACGUCCCCGAGGUCCCACUCGUUGUCGAUUCCAAGGCCUUCGAGGGUGAUGCCCUUACCAAGACCAAGGCUGCCAUCACCCUUCUCCAGGCCAUCGGUGCUGGCCCUGACCUCGUCAAGGUCAAGGAGUCCCGCAAAGUCCGCGCUGGUAAGGGUAAGCUGAGAGGCCGCCGGUACCGCCAGCGCCGUGGACCCCUCGUCAUCUACAACCCAGAAGUCGAUGGCAAGGAGCUCGUUAGAGCUUUCCGCAACAUUCCCGGUGUUGAGACCUCCUCCGUUUUCUCCCUUAACCUCCUCCAGCUCGCCCCAGGUGGCCACCUUGGACGUUUCAUUGUCUGGUCCUCUGCUGCUUUCAGCGCCCUUGACGAGAUCUAUGGCACCACCACCACCGCCUCCGCCCUCAAGAAAGACUUCCUCCUCCCCUCCAACAUUGUCUCUAAUGCUGACGUCACUCGCCUUAUCAACUCCUCUGAAAUCCAGUCCGUUCUCAGAGAACCCAAGGGUGAGGCCAAGACCAAGAGAGGAUGUGUCCAGAAGAAGAACCCUCUCAAGAACAAACAGGCUCUUCUCAGACUCAACCCAUACGCUGCUGCUUUCUCGAAACAGAAGUUGGGCCAGACUGGUAUCGAGACCGAUAAGGCACCUGAGCGUGCUCCUGAAAGCUUCCAUACGCUCUUGAACGAGGCAUAG
Nannizzia gypsea CBS 118893 is the source of this 1122-nucleotide messenger RNA. RefSeq names its product 60S ribosomal protein L4. The transcript is spliced from 3 exons. The coding region runs from base 1 to 1122 and encodes 373 amino acids. Gene Ontology annotation, molecular function: structural constituent of ribosome; RNA binding. Gene Ontology annotation, cellular component: cytosolic large ribosomal subunit; ribosome. The record is from RefSeq and is a predicted model, not a curated record. NCBI's taxonomy places the organism in Eukaryota, Fungi, Ascomycota, Eurotiomycetes, Onygenales, Arthrodermataceae. Gene Ontology annotation, biological process: translation.